UAAUUGGUGCAUCACACAAGCUGCAUUGAUCACAUUUACAUAGACUGCAUUAACUCUUCGGGGAAAUAAGAAAACAAGAAGUUGCCGAUUAGAUUUUUUUUUUUUGGUCUCAAGGGAAAGGGGAAAACUGUUUGUUUUUUUUAAAUAUCUUUUCGAUGUUAUGAAUACUCAAUCCACAGUUGCUAGUUUGAUAAAUUGUUCAUGAUGAGCUUGGCCUCAAAACUAGCUCUACCUCCAUUCUUGAGACCUCAAGAUAUUCCUAAACCUCCAAACCCUAAGCCUCCUUUACCCUUCAAUUUCAAAACACUCCAGAACCGUUUGGUCCAUAAUCUCAAUGUGGGUCACCUCCAAAAUGCAAUUUCCACCCUUGAUCUCAUGGUCGACCAUGGGGUCCACCCUGAACUUUCCACCUACUCUUUCUUUCUCAAGUCUUGUAUCAGGUCUCGUAAUUUCGAGCUUGGUAAACUUGUUCAUGCCCAGUUGGUGGACUUAAAACUCGAGCUUGAUUCUGUGAUUCUUAAUUCUUUAAUAAGCUUGUACUCUAAAAUUGGAGAUUGGGUCAAAGCUAAUGCGAUUUUUGAAAGCAUGGGAAAAAAGAGGAACUUGGUUUCUUGGACUGCGAUUAUAUCUUGCUUUGCAAAUAAUGGUAUGGGAUAUGAAGCCAUUCUUACUUUUGUUGACAUGGUUGAAAAUGGGUUUUUCCCCAAUGAGUAUUGCUUUGCUGCUGUGAUUCGAGCGUGUUCGAUUAUGGAGUAUGUCUCAAUUGGGAAAACGGUUUUUGGGUCUAUUAUUAAAAGUGGCUAUUUUGAGUCUGAUUUGUUUGUUGGGUGUUCAUUGAUAGAUAUGUUUGCAAAGGGCAGUGGUGAUUUGGUUGCUGCAUAUAAGGUGUUCGGAAAAAUGCCUGAGAAAAAUGGAGUCACUUGGACUUUGAUGAUAACUAGGUUGGCACAAUCGGGUUGUGCCCGAGAAGCCAUAGAUUUGUUUUUGGAGAUGAUUUUGAGUGAGGUUAUACCCGAUCAGUUUACUUUUAGCACUGUCAUCUCUGCUUGUUCGGAGUUAGAACUGUUGGAGUUUGGGAAACAAUUGCAUUCUCAGGUUGUACGAUAUGGAUUAGAUUCAGAUAACUAUGUUAGUUGUUGUUUGGUGGACAUGUAUGCAAAAUGUGAAGUUGAUGGAUCAAUGGAUGAAUCGAGGAAGUUGUUUGAUCAAAUGCCAAAUCACAAUGUUUUAUCUUGGACUGCACUUAUCACUGGAUAUGUACAGAAUGGGAGGCAUAGUGAGGAAGCUAUCAAACUAUUUUGUGAAAUGAUCUCUGCUCAUGUUCAGCCAAAUCAUUUCACCUUUUCUAGUAUUCUCAAGGCAUGUGCAAAUCUUUCAGAUUUGAGAACAGGCAAACAAGUUCAUGCUCUUGCAGAGAAACUAGGUCUUGCAUCUGUCAACUGUGUGGGAAAUUCUCUCAUUAGCAUGUAUGCGCAGUUUGACCAGAUGAAAGAUUCCCGAAAAGCUUUCGACAUUUUGUUUGACAAGAAUUUGAUUUCUUACAACACAAUUGUAGAUGCAUAUGCCAGGAAUUUGGAUUUAGAUAAAGCAUUUGAUCUGUUCCAUGAACUUGACAACAUGGGAUUCGAAGCAAGCCCAUUUGCAUUUUCUAGUCUCCUGAGUGGAGUUGCAAGCAUUGGUGCAAUUGGCAAGGGGGAGCAAAUUCAUGCCCGGCUACUAAAAUCCGGACAAUCAAAUCAGAUUAGCUGCAAUGCUUUAAUUUCCAUGUAUUCUAGGUGUGGUAACAUUGAAGCUGCUUUUCAAGUUUUCAACAAGAUGGAAGACCGGAAUAUAGUAUCUUGGACUUCAAUUAUUACAGGUUUUUCGAAACACGGGUUUGCAGAUAGAGCUUUGGCAUUGCUCCAUGAAAUGCUGGAGUCUGGUAUAACACCGAAUGAGAUUACCUUUACUGCUGUGCUAUCAGCUUGCAGUCAUACUGGUUUAGUUUCUGAAGGAUGGAAACACUUCAAGUCAAUGUACCCGAAACAUGGCAUAGUCCCAAGAAUGGAACACUAUGCAUGCAUGGUUGACCUAUUGGGUCGAUCAGGCUCACUAUCAGAGGCCCAUGAAUUCAUAAACUCGAUGCCUUUCAUGGCUGAUACGCUAAUUUGGCGAACAUUUCUCGGAGCUUGUCGAGUCCAUGGUAACAUAGAGCUGGGAAAACAAGCUGCAAACAUGAUUCUCAAGCUAGAUCCAAAUGAGCCAGCAGCAUUUGUUUUACUAGCAAACUUAUAUGCCUCCACGAAUCAAUGGGAAGAAGUGGCUCAAAUCAGAAAGAAGAUGAAAGAGAAAAAUUUGAUUAAAGAAGCAGGUUCAAGCUGGAUAGAGGUGGAAAAUAAGGUAUACAAGUUUCACGUUGGGGAUACUUCAAACCCUCAAUCUCUUGAGAUUUAUGAUGAACUAGACAGAUUGGCCUCAAAGAUAAAAGAACUGGGUUUUGUCCCAAAUACUGAUUUGGUGCUUCAUGAUGUUAAAGAGGAACAAAAAGAGCGGUAUUUGUUUCAACACAGUGAGAAAAUAGCAGUGGCUUUUGGGCUAAUCAACACAUCAAAAUCAAAACCCGUGAGAGUUUUCAAGAACCUUCGUAUUUGUGGAGACUGCCAUAGUGCAAUCAAGUAUAUUUCGGUGGCCACAGAGAGAGAAAUAGUGGUAAGAGAUUCAAACAGGUUUCAUCAUAUAAAGAAUGGAAAUUGUUCCUGCAAUGAUUACUGGUAACGCUGGCGUGAAAUUGAAGUUGUUAUUAUGGAAUCAACUUUAAGAUACUUUAAAAACAUUUCUGAAUAAACAUUAUUUAUAUAGAGGUGUCUCCAUAUACUUCUUCCCACUCCAAAUGUCCUGGCUCUGAAUCUUGAGCCUUUCCCAUUUUGGGAUUUGUUUUCUUCUCACUGAUACUUCUUCCAAAGCUGUCCGAUUAAGUAGAAAAAGAACCCCAAAACAGCUUAGGUUAGUCUUGUAGUUGGUUUAUACAUCUACCAUCUUGUUUUUUAA
Messenger RNA from Humulus lupulus (European hop), 3027 nucleotides. Its product is annotated as pentatricopeptide repeat-containing protein At3g49170, chloroplastic. The coding region runs from base 202 to 2754 and encodes 850 amino acids. The transcript has a single exon. Gene Ontology annotation, molecular function: protein binding; RNA binding; zinc ion binding. Lineage: Eukaryota; Viridiplantae; Streptophyta; Magnoliopsida; Rosales; Cannabaceae. Gene Ontology annotation, biological process: RNA modification. The record is from RefSeq and is a predicted model, not a curated record.